UCAGUUGGAAAUUGAUCAUGAUACAAAAUUUGAAAAAAAGUAUUGAUUGUGAAAUGAAUUCAGGAAGUUAAAUUAAGGCAAGAGGUACUUGUUGGUGGCUUAUAUGGCAUAGUUGAAGUUUUCCUGGAAAUGUGAAUUACAAUUUUUGGUUUUGUUUUUUCAUUUUGAGUCGCUCUAAGAAUAAAACUAGAAAUGCGUGAAAGUAUAUAUUAGAAAAAUUGGACUUUUCAGUGGUUUUGUAAGAGGAUAUUACUAGUUUACUUUGGUGAUAAAGACGAAAUGGCUAAAUUCUUAAGGCUUUUUUUCACACAAUAAACGUCUAAACACCAUGGCCUGGAAAGGCACGUUUCACCUCGUUGGUGGCCUGACUUGUUCAAGACUCGCGCCUUUGACUUCUCAAUAUUUUUGACCAAUCAAAAUGUAAGCAAUAAUUCGCUCCGAUGAUAUUCCAAGAUGGUGGACCACAGACAGAUUAAUGUCUUGGCAAGCUGUUGAGUUGUAAUACAGUGAACAGGUCACUCACCCAUUAGCCACAGAGCAAAUUCCUGAACAUUUGGGAGCAUCCAGGGCUCCACGUGGGACCAGCAUGGAUCAGCUUGAUCUAAACAUAGGCCAGCUGAAAGAUCUUCAUCUUCCAGAAAUAACCCUGUUAAAUCUCAUAUCUUGGACUGCCUCAGGAGCAAUGAUAUUUGGCGGUGUGGUGCCUUUUAUACCUCAGUACCGGGAUAUUAGGAGGACUAUGAAUGCUGAUGGAUUUUCCACUUUUGUCUGUUUGACAUUACUUAUUGCAAAUAUUCUUAGGAUAUUAUUCUGGUUUGGUAAGCAUUUUGAGCUGCCUCUAUUAGCACAGAGCAUAGUAAUGAUAUUCUGUAUGCUGUCUAUGAUUGAGCUGUGCGUACGUGUGAAAAAUAGGUCAGAAAUUUUGCAAGGAAAACCUAGAACUUUGACAGAGAGUAAGCGUAGUCGCAGUGAUGAACAUAUAAAUCAUGCCGAUUUGGCCAUACGGAUGCCUCACCAAAACCCUGUGGUUCGUACUCUCACUGAUUUUGAGCUCCAGUACUUUUGGAGAUGGACAGACUUUGGCAGCUACAUCGAGUUCCUCCUGUUGUUUAGUUUACUGGUGGGCUUCAUCACAUAUAUAUGUAUAGACAUCAAGAUUGUUAUAGAGUUUAUAGGCUUUUCUGCAGUGUUUGCAGAGGCCAUGUUAGGAGCACCACAGUUUCACAGGAACUGGGAGAAAAAGUCCACAAUAGGAAUGAGCAUCAAAAUGGUCUCAAUGUGGACGUGUGGGGAUGUUUUUAAGACAGUAUACUUCAUCCUUCGUGAGGCACCUCCGCAGUUCUGGAUAUGUGGGUUAAUCCAAGUGUCCAUAGACAUUGGCAUCUUAUUCCAAGUUUGGUACUAUAGACACUACCCACAGCUGGCCAAGCCCGCUGUCCAAUAGCCUCUGGUCAAACUGAUAUUUAUUUUAAUUUUUAAUGUGUCUCCUAGUAGGGGACAUGGGCCAUUCAGAAUUUUUAUAGUUUAGGAAUGAGCUGAUUAUGCAGAAUUUUAAUAUGAUACAUGUGCGAUUUUGUUUCAACUGUGACAUUGUUAGUUGAGUCUUGGACAUAAUAUUCCUAAUUUUGUCCAUGGUUGAGUUGAAGUUUGGUAGUUUACCGGGUUCAGCUGAGAUGUGCUCAUAAACCAGUGACAUUUCCUGGGUGCUUCCAGUGUGAAAGGCCAGCAUUGGUGAUGCAUUUUCUUUUACCAUAAGGUGUUAUGUACAUGCAAAUGGUUUGAGCAGCUCAUGGUCAUUGUGUGCAAUGUGUCAGCACUCUCCCCCCUCCCCCAACCUUUACCCAAUCCCUUAAACUUUCUUUAUAAAUAGGUUUUUAUAUAAGAAAAUGUCGAUUCUCAUCUAAAAAAAAGAACUUCUCUUACUAACUUGUUAAGGGUGUACAUGUAAGAUCUGAAAUGUCCUUUCAGAACCACAUUAAUUUUUUAUUAAAAGUAACAAUUUUUACUCACCAAACAUUCAGUGUUCACUGGCUGGCUCUAAACAUAUUCAUUGUAACAGUUAUAAAGACACUUGCUUUUGGUCAUUGUGAUUUUAGACAACCAUUUCAUUUUAUAGAUAAAUUGUUAUUGUCACUUGUGCAUUUAUUUAUUUUUUUCCUUUGUCCCUAAUACUGAUAUCUGUGCUUUUUACAGUACACAAAGAUGUCAAAAAUUCUCAUAGUUUAUUAAAUAUUUCAUGGGUUGUUUUCCCCACCAGCAGCUGUAGAGAUAUUUCUUAUUCGGCUUGUAGUUUAAGAUAUCACUGGCUGAUAUUAAAUACUGCUUGUGAUGAUGUUUAAUAAGAAGUUAGAAAACUGUUUACAGGGAGGGACUAUGGGAUGUAUUACAAAAGUCUUUUACAUUAAACUUGCAUAGGUACAUUGCAGAAUGCAAACAGAUAUUUGAUUUGUGGCAGUGUUCUGGCUAGUAAUAGUUUGUUUCAGAUAGUCAAGAAAAGGUUUGUAUCUUAAUAUAUCUAAAUUUUGAUUUAUGAUUCUAAAUGUAGAAUAGGAAAAUGUUGUGUAAGGUUGAUGAUCAUAAUACCAUUCCUUAUAAAUAAUCCUUUCAGGGAAAUGUUUUAUAGUAACAUUUUGUCCAGAUCUGUGCUGCAGAUGAGAUGAGAAAGGCAUUAUAUAGGGCAGCUGUUACCUCAAAAAAUUAACUUUUUGAAAAAACGUAGUCUUCACAUCGACUUCCUAAGAGAGAACACACACUAAAUUAUAGAUUUUCUUGAAGUGACUGUAGUGUGUAUUUUAUAUGUAAUCAGUGUUUGCCUCUUAGGAAAAUCAGUUGCUGGACCAAAAGUUCAGCCAUCUUGAAAUGUAGCUGGCUCGAAUGCCUGCCAGGUGGGAAAACUUCUUAGCCCGUUCUGAAAGUUGUCAGUGUUAUGUACAACUUUCAGAAGGGGCUGAGAAGUUUUCAGCCACGGGCAGAUGGUCCAGCGUUAAUUUCUAACACUGUAUGUAAUGAUACAUAUGAAGAUUUUAAAGAAAUAGAAUAUUUUUUCUACAUGGAUUUUGUGGGUUAUGUGUAUGUCUUAUAAACAUGGUUUUGUGUUUGUUCAAUUAUUAAUGCAUUCAUUGCAUCAUGAUGAUGGCAUUGGUGGUGUCAAGCUAGCUUUAAUUAUAAUAACAUAAAAAUCUUUCACUGCGUCACCAGUGUGUGUACUGAAAUUUAAAGAAAAAAAUGCAUAAAUAUUUUUUUUUACAGCCAGAAGACAUAACCUACAACAUCAGUUCAAAUAUAUAUUCUGGUUUGAACUAAUUGGUUAUGUAUUAGUUUACAUGUUUAGAAAUUCAACACAAUGUUUUAAGGAGUCAUUAUAGUGGGUAUUUUAGUGGUGCUCUUCAAAUGCAAGUAUCUUAUUUUUUAUCCCUCAGAAUUAUUUAGAUUUGGAGCCCAAAUGAGUGUAACCUAAUUGUCUCUGUCUGCCAGUGGCUUUGGAGGCUGCAGUUUGCUCCAUUGUGCAAUUUUUUGAAAGAAUACCAAAUGACCUCAGUUGUGAGAUUUUUUAGACACUAAAAAUUUUAAAAAAUUGGCAAAAUGAAAAGGAUAGCUCUAGUAGAUGGCUGCUUGGGUUAAAGUAGAUAUGGCACAAGGAUACUGUAAUUACCCAAUCUUUUCAAUGGGGGAAAAUUGUGAAUUUUACAGACACUGUAUUUAUAAGACAGAAUUUCUUAAAAUUCAAGCAUUCCUAUCGAGUAGUAAUAACAAAAUAAAAGAAUUGACUACUCUAUACACCACAACUGCUGUGUAAUUAUAUUAUACUUGUGAUUAUAAAAUUAUGUAUCACAAAAUUUGAUCAUUUUUGCCCAUUGAAAAGAUGAAGUAAUUACCAUGAUGAUACUUGUUGAGGAUUUAGUUGAAUGUAAAAACAAGCAGGGAUAGACUAUUGCAGUAAGCUGCAGUUACGGUUGCGCUUGAUUUUUGCUCAUAGAACCAUGACUACAGCCAGAAUUUUUACAAAGGGCUUGUCCAGCUUUGAAACUCUUUCACAAAAUAAGUUCCUUUUGUCCCAAUCCCGUACCACAUGCUGGACUCUUUAACCAUCUAAAAUAUAGCCUAGGGGUUGGAUCGUAACAUGUUCACUUUACUAUUUAUGCAAAAUACAAAACAUUAUGAUAAACAUUGAA
Messenger RNA from Lingula anatina, 4172 nucleotides. Its product is annotated as solute carrier family 66 member 2. The record is from RefSeq and is a predicted model, not a curated record. NCBI's taxonomy places the organism in Eukaryota, Metazoa, Brachiopoda, Lingulata, Lingulida, Lingulidae. Gene Ontology annotation, biological process: phospholipid translocation; retrograde transport, endosome to Golgi. Gene Ontology annotation, cellular component: endosome; trans-Golgi network.